Phragmites australis (common reed) is the source of this 821-nucleotide messenger RNA. RefSeq lists its product as uncharacterized. The record is from RefSeq and is a predicted model, not a curated record. The coding region runs from base 25 to 636 and encodes 203 amino acids. The transcript has 2 exons. Lineage: Eukaryota; Viridiplantae; Streptophyta; Magnoliopsida; Poales; Poaceae.
UACAUACGGACGAGAGAGAGAAAGAUGCAGCAGGAAACCACAACUAUUCAGACCAAAGCGAGCGGGCUCGCUCCAAAGAAUGAGAGAGAGGUGGUGCGACGAGCCUACUCAGAAAUCUCAAACAAACUGGAGAAGCUCGUCAUCAUAAGCACUAGCAAUCCAUGCCCCGAUCAUGCCGCGAGCACCUCCACGGACAAGGCCGGCGGCGGCUCCGAGCAGGUGGAGACCGUCCGCUGCGCAUGCUGCGGCGUGGCGGAGGACUGCACGGCGGCGUACAUCCGCGGCGUCCGCGCGUCCUUCUGCGGCGACUGGCUGUGCGGGCUGUGCGCGGAGGCGGUGAACGAGCGCGUGCGCCGGGACCCGUCGGGCGGCGUGGCGGCCGCGCUGGAGUACCACGAGGCGGAGUGCAGGAAGUUCAACGCGACCACGAGGAUGAACCCGACGCUGUCCCUCGCGGGCUCCAUGCGGCGCAUCGCGCGGCGGAGCUUCGACCGGAGGACGGCGUCGUGCCAGGAGCGCCGCCUCGGCUCGUCGGCGGCGGCGUCCAGGGCGGAAGCGCUCUCAAGGUCCCCCAGCUGCGACCCGCGGUUCCUGGCCGACGUGAUGAGCGGUCCCGCCGGGGAUCCGUGGAGAUGAUCGAGCGAGCUCACGGAAGAUGUUCAUAUGAUGGUGUCCUUGUGUACGUUCUCCGUAUUAGUAACUGGUUAGUUUUCAUUUUUGAUGUUUGAAUGUUACGUGUGUUUGCCCAUCUUCAUUUUGUUCACUUAUGUACUUCAGCUAUUUACCAUUAUUUUUUAUGGGCCAUGCUAGCGCCCAGAUGU